ACAAAUUCGCUUCGGCUGGUCAAAAGGCCAAAUGUAUGACGCCAGUUCCAGAGAAGCAGCAUGGAGGCGCAUGGUACCUUUGCUGCUGUGCGGUGGGGAUCGGAUGAAGUUCAGGGUAGUGGGAAGACGAGCGUCAGAGCUAGCAGUGGACCAAGCAAGUGCACCGCCAGUACCUCUGAGCCAGGUCCCUCCCAACUGUGGCUACAACAUGCAGAGGAACUUACUGUCACUUGUUAUGAUGGUUCCCUAUAAUGGCUGCAGUGUGGUUCAAGAGGGUGGCAGUUAUGUGCUUCCAAUGCGGUGGCAGGGUAUUCCAAUCUCCCUUUGGUGUUCCAAACCUGCAGCACCAGCUCUUAUGACGACUGCCUCUCAAACCCCUCAGGACCCCGCAUCAAACUCCCAGAUGCCCUACACUAGCAAAAAUCCAGACCAAUUGUAUUCCCAUGUUCCUCAACCCUUUUUCUUUCCACAACAAAUGCACUAUCCAUAUCCUUCAGUUGCCGUAUCGGAUCCUGCAGAACCCAUUAAGCAGUCAGAAAUGCCCCCAUUCCAGCAAUACCCUCCACCCUUUUCCCCCCUCUAUCCUUACUUUUAUCCCCCACUUCAAGCCACAAGAGCACCCCCAACCACCACUGCAAAACCAGAAUCCUUCAUUCCUCCAGAGUUUGUCUUACCUGGUUACAAACCAGUUGGUCCACCUUUUCUUUGGCCCUUUCCAUUACCUGUGCCAGCAGAUACUCAAACCACAACUAACGCUGACUUUUAUCCCCCCUCACUGCAGCUUCCACCCAAUGUGAAUUUCCUCUCCCAGUAUCCUAUCUUCCCUCAGUUUGUCCCUCUUUCACAAUAUCCGAACAACCCUAAUGCAGAUUUGGCGGCUGCUACUGGAAGCUCGGACACCGUACUCCCUCAAUAUGUUGUGCCUUUCCCUCAAUUUGUUCCUCAAUAUCCAAGCAAUCCUAAUCCAGACUUGGAAAGCGGAAGCACAGACACUCUGCUGCCUCAAGCUCAGUCUCACAAUUUUCCACACUUCCAUCAACAAGUUCAGUUAAUGCCCAAUCCCUCCCUUUCGUCAUAGUUUGAUGAAAAUGUAAUAAAGGCUUUAAAUAACA
Molecule: messenger RNA, 1112 nt
Organism: Neolamprologus brichardi
Lineage: Eukaryota; Metazoa; Chordata; Actinopteri; Cichliformes; Cichlidae
Source: RefSeq, a predicted model, not a curated record